AUGACGAGAAAGAAACUAAACCUAUCUUUCAUUGAAAAUGAUUCAAUGAGAAAAGCAAGGUUCAAUAAGGGAAAGAAAGGUUUCGUGAAAAAGAUCCACGAGCUUUCCGUACUAUGUGGAAUCGAAGCAUGUGCUGUGAUUUACAGUCCAUCCAACUCAGUUCUGGAGGUCUGGCCAUCGAACUUGGGAGUAAAGAACGUCGUGGAGAAGUUCGAGAUGCUGACAAAUAUGGAGCAAGAGAAAAAAAUGGUGAACCAUGAAGGCUUUCUCAAACAAAACAUAUCAAAAGGUAUGGGGAAUAACAAGAGAAAGAUGAAGGACAAUACGGAGAGGAUGAUGAAAGAGGCCAUGUUCGAACUUCUUGGUGGGAAGGCAGAUAGAUUUAAGGUGACUAACAAACAUCGUGAAGAUUUGUGUGAGUACAUUGAUCAGUAUCUUAAAGAACUUUAUCACCACAAAAACAAAACCCUAAGGCAAUCCCAUGUUGAAUAUGGUGAAUCAUUGGAAGCUGCUACAAAUGUCAUGGCACCAACAUCUUCAGUUGAACCAGUGAUAAAUCCAGUUGGUGUUUAUGAUCAUAAUGCAAAUGUUAACCAUCUUGGUCAUAAUCAAUAUCAACAACAAGAUGGAUAUCCGACGAUUGUGCCUCAAUAUGGAAUUGACAAUCCGAGUCAAAAUCAGGGUCAGCAAGCGGAAUGGUUGGUCUCAGAUGAUGACCUAUCCUGA
Messenger RNA from Camelina sativa (false flax), 726 nucleotides. The record is from RefSeq and is a predicted model, not a curated record. Lineage: Eukaryota; Viridiplantae; Streptophyta; Magnoliopsida; Brassicales; Brassicaceae.